UCAGUCACCACAGUGCUCGUGGAAUUUCCUCACCUUUUUCUGUUCACUGCAAGAGUGAACCCACAUUGCUCCCUCCAUUCACCUCUCUUCCUCUCUGGACAGAAGAGUAACAGAUUCUAUAAUGGAGAGCGCCCCUCAACUGUCUGCCAGUGACCAGGCCAACUGUGUCGAGGAAAAACCUGUGGACCCAAUGGAAGUUUUCAGCAGGCAGCUGGAAGACAUCAUCAACACAUAUGGGUCUGCAUGUAGCCUGAUGGAGGAGAAGAUCUCCAUCUUGCAGGAAGAGGAUGAAGAGAAGCUAUAUGAAGAGACAAUGGCCAAGGAUAUGGAUGCUAACACAGGGACAUGCAGCAGCCCAGAGACAGAGCAAACAGCCAGUCAGCUCCUUGAAGGACUUGGUAAUGACGCUUUGCUCCUGUUGGAAAGCCUAAAAACUCUCAUUACACCUGAAGAGAAACUGGACAUGGUGAUGAGGAAAUAUGCAGAGCUGCUAAAGGAGCAAAAAGCAGAGGAGGUACACCUAAAGCUACUUCAGAAGAAACAAGGCUUCCUGGUUAAACAGAGGGACCGGCUCCAGUUAGAUCACAGCAAGGGGAUCCUGGCACGGAGCAAGUUGGAAAACCUCUGUCGUGAGCUCCAUAAGCACAACACGACCCUGAAGGAAGACAUGCAGCAGAAGUGUCAGGAGGAUGAGAAAAAGCGAGCAGAGAUCUCCUGCCACUUCCAGAACACGGUGGUAGACAUCCAGGCCCAGAUUGAGCACCACAGCAGUCGCAACAACAAACUGUGCCAGGACAACACUGAGCUAGCCAACAAGCUCACCUCGAUCAUCCAACAGUGUGAGAAGAGGGAUGAGAGCUUUGAGAAGAUAUUCAAACAGAAAAACUUGCAGCAGCAGCUGUCCGAUACCAAACUGCAAGAAGCUAACAUGCUUUUGAAGGAAGCAGAGGAGAAACACAAGCGAGAGAAAGAAUACUUACUGACUCAUGCUGCGGAGUGGAAGCUACAGGUUAAAGAGCUGAAAGAGCAGAACACAGUGAUGCAGGCACAGCUUGUUUUAUACUCUCAGAAGUUUGAUGAGUUUCAAGCUACUCUGGCCAAAAGCAAUGAAGUUUAUGUUGCUUUCAAACAAGAAAUGGAGAAGAUGACCAAGAAGAUGAAAAAGCUGGAAAAGGAGUCCAAUGUUUGGAAAAUACGCUUUGAAAGUUGCAACAAAGCCCUUGCUGACAUGAUUGAGGAGAGAUCUGAGAAGGGCAAAGAGCUUGAACUCUUUACUCUGAAGAUUGCCAAGCUGGAAACAUUGUGCCGAGCUCUACAGGAGGAAAGAAAAGUACUAUAUGACAAAAUAAAGGAUAUCCGCUUGCAAUCCAUUUCAUCCUCAGCACACACCAUGGACAUUGUUAAGGAAGAGAUCCCAGAACUCCCGGAGCUGUCAGUCUCUGAGCCGGUGCAUAACCCGGCACUAACAGCAGAGAUGGAGAAGCUGUGGAAAGAGCAAGCCCGUCUGCAGGAGUUUGCAGCAUCCCUGAUGGCCUCGACUGCAGAUGACAUUGAGGGUUCUGACAAUGAGGAGGAAUCAUCUGAGUCUGCACAACUUGUUCCUCAUGUUCCUGUGGCAAACAAACCACCAACAGAGGAGCACAUUCUGGAUCAAGGUGUUGAAAAGGUACAUAAAUUAGAAACCAAAACAGAACAAGCUACAGUAGAACCACCCAAAGAUGAGCCACUCAAAAAAGCACCACAAAAGGCUCAACCAUCCAAAACAGAACAACCCAAAAAAGAACCAGCCAAAGCAGAAUCACCAAUAAAAGAACUACGCAAGGUAGAACCACCCAAAGUAGAGGCACCAAAAGCAGAACCAGCCAAACCAGAACCACCCAAAGAAGAAGCAACCAAAGUAGAACCACUCAAAACAGAAUCACUCAAAGAAGAACCACCUAAUACAUCUACACUCCAAGAAGAACCACCCAAAACAGAACCGUGCAAAGCAGAACCACCAAAAGAAGAACUACACAAACUAGAACCACCAAAAGAAGAACUACACAAACUAGAACCAACCACGAUAGAAAUACCAAAAGCAGAACCAAUCAAAGAACAACCACCCAAAGAAGAGCCGCCUAAAACAAAACCAUUUAAAGAUGAACCACCCAAAGAAAAGCAAACCAAACUGCCAACCAAAAAUAUUGCCAAAGUAGAGCCGAUCAAGCAAGAUGCACAAAGAAAAAAAUCCAACAAGCCAAAUUCUGUUCAACAAAAAGAAACGAAACUCAAAGAAGUAAAGAGAGUAACGAUUCAAGCUGAAGUGCCUGAAAUAAAUUAUACAAAAAAUGAACUUCAUACACAAGAAGACCCCAAAGGUGAGCCUGCAGAAGAAGCUCCAGGUAUAGAAGUGGAACCUUCUAAAGUAGAACCUAUUAUUGCCGAACCACCUGCACCCAAGACAUCCACAGCAGGGGCAGCAAAACCACAAAAUGCCAAAUCCCAAGAGGCCAAGCCUGAUGCUAAUAAACCCCACUCUAAGAAACAGGGGUACUCAAAAAAGAAAGGCGCAGCUAAAGGGACCAAGAAAACCUGAGGCAAUGAAUGUAAUGUGUGGGAUUCCAUGUCAUUACCUCUUUAUUGUGUGUGUGUGUGUGUGUGUGUGUGUGUGUGUGUGUGUGUGUUUGUGUGUUUGUGUGAGACCCUAUAUUUAUAUUCUUUUUACUCACAUAAGUAAGUUUAUUUAUAAGUCUUGAUAAGUGUUUUAAUAUUAUUGGGUGUGAUGUACCUUUUCAUUUAUUUUACUCUGCUCAAAAAUAGAGUUACCAGUCUCAAAAAUUACCAAUUAACAGAACAAAUUAUAGCCUUUUUGAAGGCUUUACAGAGUGUAAGUAGCAGACACAUCUUAAUAUUAACUAUUAAAAAAUAAAUUAAUAAAAUAUGCAAUAAUCUCAAAUAAGAUUACUGCAUAUUUUAAAUGCCUUUAGCAUUAAAAUAAUCAGAUAAUAAGAAAUAAUCAAAAACAACCAGAAGAACCAUUAAGAACCUUUCAACACAUCAAAAUAUAGAAACCUGGAAGGAUGGUGCUAACUCAUCAACUUUGUGUAAGAAAUGUGGUUGGAAAAAAAUCAUGAAUGUAGAUCACUUUACAUUAGUAAAAACCAUAGCUAUGUUUAAUGGUGAAAGUAAGCUUCAAUGCUAGAAGCAUAGCGAUCAUGCGUACUGCCCCCUGUACAACCCUUACAUUUUAACGGAACAGAGAUUAGAGCUCAGUCUGAGGAAAACAGUAGUUUUAGUCUUUUUACAAUAAAUUUAUAAUACUUACAGAUAACCUUUAAUAAACUAAAUCUUGAAAUAGAUUUUUGACAAUUAAAGUAAAUAUGUCUAAUAAUAUAUAAGAAUAAAAUGGAAACAUUUUAAGAAAUAAAAGCUGUAAUGAUUACAAAAUAGAGUUGUAAUAUUUUGAG
Molecule: messenger RNA, 3446 nt
Organism: Clarias gariepinus (North African catfish)
Lineage: Eukaryota; Metazoa; Chordata; Actinopteri; Siluriformes; Clariidae
Gene: txlnba
Product: taxilin beta a
Exons: 10
Coding region: 122-2575 (817 amino acids)
Molecular function (GO): syntaxin binding
Source: RefSeq, a predicted model, not a curated record